AUGGCAAAGAGCCGCAAAGGCAAGCCCGGUCCAGGGCUUGUGCAGAAGGCCCUUUUCCUUCUUUCAGCGGUGGCGCUGCUUGCGCUCUUCAGCCUUACUUGGCCUCAGGGCUAUGAAGAGGCCGACAUUGCGCCAAAGUCAAGGAAGCGCAGUGGAAAGGGCAAGCGCAAGCACAAGGCUGAGGUGACGACUGAGGAGCCCAAACUGGAGGAGAAUCCUUCGGACCAUCCUGCCCAAGAUGCUGCAGAGGAAGCAUCGCCACAGGUCUCCGAGCCACAAGUGCAUGAGGAUCAGCAGGCAGCACCAAACCACAUGGAAACCGUCGGGGAGGUAGAGCCUUCAUGGAUCUAUUGCGCUGGGCAAUGGCAAGAAUGCUUGUGCGGUGGGCGUGUGAAGUGGGGCAACGGCGAUCUGUGGAAGAUGAUCGAACCACCCAAGGGCAAAAGCAUCCACAAGGUGGUGUGCAGCAUCGACGUGCUGGGCGACAUCAUUCCUGGAGAUGGUGGCAAGCACUGCCAGUGCGAAGUCACUCCAGGCACGGAAUUCUACAUGCAGCUGAAUCCCAUGCUGAUGCCCCGGGAGCUCGCCGAUUCCACUGGGUCCAGGCUUAUUGCCUCCUGUGAGAUCUUCGAGGAAGGCCAGGGGACGCCUGCAGGCCGUGCUCAAUGGCAGGCCACCGAGGGGUUCUGCUCCCCUGCCUGGGAAGAGAAAGCAGGAGGCGAUCCCACCUUAAAGGGCGGCGAGAAGAAGGUGGAGCUCAGCGUCCUGCAGGAGCUGAUGCAGGUGCGCAUCGACGUGCGCUUUGUCAAGACGUAUGAGCGCCUGGUAGACCACAAUGACUGGAUCCCUGAAGCCUUUGUGAACUACUACGCAGGGGCGCCCGAUGGGAAGCAUGCUAUGAUGAGUGAUGAGCUCAUCCGCUCGGUUCACUUAUUCUCCAAGCAGCCCAUCAUCGUCUUUCAUCUUGGCAGCCUGACACCAGCGAGCUGGACACCGGAGCGCUUUCCUCGGCUGCUGCUUUACCACCUCGCGCCGCUGGGGCCGAAGGUUCAGAAGAGCUUCAACUACAACAAGAUCCGCAGCUUCUUGCUUUCCCGCGUGCUUGUGGGUGUCGAGCUGGACUCCGAUCAGUUUGUGGCACCAGGAGUGGACUACAUGUUCAACAUGACAGCAAGGGAAGUCACCGAAGACUACCCAAUUCCAAUCCUGCCAGUUCACUACUUUAGCUUCACCCAGAAGGAUGCGCCUUCCAAUAUUUGGUGGCGUCGAUUCUGCCAGGAUCCCCCCAAAUGCAAGCUGCACUCCAUGCGCUGGAGCCACGCACACCCGACCUGGACCUACUGGGCGUUGCCGUGGUUUGGCAAGUGGCUGCGCCGCCACUUCCGGGACGAGCAGCUCAGGGAGGCUCCUGGCAAGGGCCCACUCCGCGUGGCAGACAUACCUGAGGACGAGGACAUGCUGAACGUGGCAGCUUGGGAGGACAAGGUGACCAAGCAAUGGUGCAAAUUCGACAAUGAUCGGACUGAGUUCGAGGAGUUCAUCAAGUACGAGCCCAGCAUGGGUUCUCGAUGUCCACGUGGCACGGGCUGUGCCAACAUCAUGGCCGACAGCCGCUUCUAUCCCAAGGGAGCCGCAAAGGCGCACUUCACAGCUCACAAUGCCAAGGACCCCAAGGAGACUGCCAGGUGGAUCGAUCGGAUCAAUGCUCGGUACAAGAAGGGCCUGUACCCCACCAAAGUGAUUGUGUACCAGGGCCGCCUCUUUGCCAAUGGCGCUGAGCUGCGAGCAGAGUUCCCAGACAUGCCCUGCCUGCUGCGCGGCUGCGCACUGCCGCUAAGCAUGUUCGAUUUUCUUUGCGUCAGUCUUGGUGGAAAGCUGCAUCUCUUCACGAUCUUCGAGAUCCAGGCCACGAUCCAUUGGCGUCGCCACGCAAUCGCAGACUGGCACGAGAGGCCGUGGCCGCAAAAGGCAAGGGCAUACCUCAGAUAG
Molecule: messenger RNA, 1989 nt
Organism: Effrenium voratum
Lineage: Eukaryota; Dinophyceae; Suessiales; Symbiodiniaceae
Source: the annotation of a GenBank genome assembly